UUGGAACCUAACAAAUAUCUGCUGUUCACGAAGAGAAAAAUAUUUAUAGAAAAUUUUUCAGAUAUAAACAGUGGACUAAUUCUUAAUGGAAUUUUCUUUAUCAGUUGUUUUCUUUUUAAUAAAAAUAAUUAUGGGAUUUUAAAAUUAUUUAAAAUUAAUUACUAUACUAUUUAUUAUAAAAAUAAUUAA
Entamoeba invadens IP1 is the source of this 189-nucleotide messenger RNA. RefSeq lists its product as hypothetical. The transcript has a single exon. The record is from RefSeq and is a predicted model, not a curated record. The annotation marks the transcript as partial. Lineage: Eukaryota; Evosea; Mastigamoebida; Endamoebidae.